GAUCAGCUCCGCAUCUCACUGUCCCCAAAGUCCACCCACCCGCUCUCUCUUUCCCCACUUGCCUCCUCUCGUCUCGUCGUCCUCACAUUUUCCUCACAUUUUUAUUGCUCUUCCCACACGCCCCGAUCUCAUCUUGCGUUUGCUUUGCUUUGCUUGGUUUCUUCUUUCUGUUCCCCGAUUUUUUUUUAAUUUACUAACCCCGGUUUACUUCUCUGUUUCACUCUGCUUUUUUGCGUUGCCCUGCUUUGCUUCUACUCCCCUUCACUCGCCCGACGCGCCCGCCCGCCUCUCUUUCCUCGCCCCUUCCUUCGCUUCGCAUUCCUCCCCAGUCUCACGCACCACCAACCCAAAACCCUAGCUGCCAUUUGCUUUUCGCCCAUGGCGUCCCCCGCGCGCCCGGCCGCCGCAUCCGUCUCCGGCGCCUUCGGCCUCCCGCCCGACCCCGCUCGCUGCUCCUUCGACCAGACGCGCCGCCGCGCCGAGGAUUCGCAGGACAAGAGGCUGGUGCGGACGUUCGUCAACGUGUACGGCCAGGAGGGCUGUUACCCCAAGGAGGCGGUCAUGGCGGCCGUGGAGGAGUGCAUGAAGAAGCAGGCCGACGGGCUGCUGCAUUCGCUCGAGGGCAUCGGCGGGAGGCUCUCCCAGCUCGAGCUCUACUGCUACAAGCUCGAGAGAUCCAUCGGGGAGCUGCGGAGCGACGUCAUGGAUUAUCACAGCGAGGCCACCGUCAACUUCCGGUGCCUCGACAAGAAUAUCAGACAGGUUCAGAAAGCUGUACAGAUGCUUCAAGAUAAGCAUGAGUUUGCCGACACGGCGCAACAACUAGCCAAACUUCAAAUGGCACAUGAAUUUCCUGCUAGAACAAAUGGGGCCACUGCCUUGCCAAUGCUUGCAGCAAGGGAAAAUGAUCACAGCACACAAGUUGCGAAACAUGAGGUUUCAUUUGUUCCAAUUCACCAAGUUAAUACCAUGCAAUCUCCUGCUAUGCCGACCCAAAGCAGCAAUGGUUAUGUUCUGCAGCAACUAGUGCCUGUAUCUUUGAGCACACAGCACGAGCAGCAGCAUCCGAACCAAGCUGCUGUGUACUACAUGCAAAGCCAAAAUCAUGUUAAGUGCACAGAGAACAAACCGUCUGAGUCUUUUGUUCAGGUUAUGCAACCCCAGGCCCAGAAUCCUGAAGCUAGGGUUGCAGUUGAGCUACCUCAGAAAUCUAGUCAGGCAACAGAGUUAUACCCUCCACAGCAGCAGCAUAUGCUACCGACGCCUGCUCAGCAUCUUGAGUCACAGGCAUGGCGAUCACAACCACCUGUCGCCCAACAGCAGCAGUACAGCGUUCAGCAAGUUCAGCCACAGAUAGUCCAACAGAAGACAUCAUCUCCUCAUUCUCAAAGUGCUCCUCAAGUCACACUCAUGUAUCCUCCAUACUGUUCUCAGAAGCCUGCCAAUGCAACCACUGAGCCACUCCCGAGAAGUUUGAUUGUGCAGUCUCCAUACUCUUCACCUCAGCAGAAGCAUCAUGAAGUCACGCCUUCGUUUUAUGGCCAAGGCAACACAAUUUUGCUUCCUACAGCAGAACAUAAUAUCCAACAUCAACAGCCACAGCAACUGCAGCCACACAGCCAGGGCUCAUGCCCACCUCAGCCAAGCAAACCCAGUCACUGCAGUGUUGCAUCAUAUGCUGUUCAAGGCAGUGGCCGAGCCUACAACACCACAUAUAAGAAUCCAGCUGAGUGUCCUGCGACGGUUGUUGCUGUUCUGCCUCAGCAUCCAGCAACUGCUCCUAUGGCAUUUCAUCAUUUGGGAUCGCAAGUCAUGCAUAACCAUCCAUUUGGAAAUAUGUUUGAAACGGGCAGUGUAGUAGGGUAUCCACAGGAUCGAGUUGGGAGUAUGACACUCCCAGUGGUGUCUGCCGCCCGACCUGCAGACUCUGGUGUCAUUGCUGAUAAGCUCAAUGCUGGUAGCAAUGUUACAUCCCCACGAGACUGGUCUGCAUAGUGCAAUACAGCCAGUUAUAUUGGGUACUUCAUUCCUAUGACAACUUAUUUCCGUGACUAUAACUGGAAGCUUAUCAGCUAUCGUAUGGGUAUUUCAUCUGGCUUCCUUUUAUUAGCCAGCAGAUUGGUACAGAUCCUUCUACUUUUUUCAGCUGAAGGGUCAACCUGAAAUAAGAAUGGUAGAUUAGUCUAGUGAUGCUGCUGGCAUGUCCUCACUUUUUAUGGACACAUCUUACUUGUAACUGGCGGUUAACUGAUGAACUUUUGCCUCUGCGAUAUGAAUAUAUGACGAGUUUACAUCAACUUA
Messenger RNA from Brachypodium distachyon (stiff brome), 2301 nucleotides. RefSeq lists its product as uncharacterized. The transcript has 3 exons. NCBI's taxonomy places the organism in Eukaryota, Viridiplantae, Streptophyta, Magnoliopsida, Poales, Poaceae. Bases 379 to 1995 code for a protein of 538 amino acids. The record is from RefSeq and is a predicted model, not a curated record.